GGGAGUAUUCACCUUUCUGAGUCCGAGCAUGAAUUUCAAUCUUGCAGCAUUGCAAGGAAGAAGACGAGAAUGUCUCCAAAGGUUCCUUCACAUCUGUUUCCUUGGCUCAUCUUAUUAACACUUGCAUCCCUCUAUUUACUCUCUUCCUUUCUCACUCUCCAAUCUUCCUCCUCUUCUUCUUCUGCAACCUCACAAUCACUUGCAAUCUCCAACUGCAACCUUUUCAGAGGUCACUGGGUCUUGGAUCCCAAUCGUAGCCCCCUCUACGACCAAACAUGCCCCUUCCACCGAAAUGCUUGGAAUUGCAUCAGAAACGAGAGGCAAAAUCUGAGCUUGAUCAACUCUUGGAAAUGGGUGCCUCUGGGCUGCCAUUUGCCUCGGAUUGACCCGUUUCGGUUUCUGGGUCUGAUGAGGAAUAAGAAUGUUGGGUUUGUUGGGGACUCGCUCAAUGAGAAUUUCUUGGUUUCUUUUCUCUGCAUUCUCAGGGUUGCUGAUGAGACCGCCAAAAAGUGGAAAAAGAAGGGUGCUUGGAGGGGUGCUUUUUUCCCCAAAUUCAAUGUCACCGUUGCUUAUCAUCGUGCCGUUUUGCUCUCCAAAUACCAGUGGCAAUCAAAACAAUCUGAAGUAGGCAGGCAAGAUGGAUCAGAAGGCUUUUAUCGAGUUGAUGUUGAUGUUCCUGCAGAUGAUUGGGAUAAAAUUUCUGGUUUCUAUGAUGUUCUGGUGUUUAAUACUGGUCACUGGUGGAAUUAUGACAAAUUCCCAAAAGAGAAACCUCUUGUCUUUUAUAAAGCAGGACAACCAAUAGUUCCUCCACUUGGGAUAUUGGAUGGACUUGAAGUUGUUCUUGCUAGCAUGAUUGCAUAUAUUCAGAAAGAAUUUCCUGGAAACACACUUAAAUUCUGGCGAUUACAAUCUCCAAGGCACUUUUAUGGCGGUGACUGGAAUCAAAAUGGGAGCUGUUUGUUCAACAAACCCCUUGAUGAGAAUGAGCUUGACUUAUGGUUUGAACCUAGGAACAGCGGAGUUAACAAGGAAGCAAGACGGUUGAAUUUUGUGAUUAAAGAGGCAUUACAAGGCACAGACAUUCAAUUGCUUGACUUAACUCAUUUAAGUGAGUUUAGAGCUGAUGCUCAUCCAGCAAUAUGGUUAGGAAGGAAAGAUGCUGUAGCAAUUUGGGGUCAGGAUUGCAUGCAUUGGUGUCUGCCUGGUGUUCCUGACACAUGGGUUGAUAUAUUGUCACAACAGAUUCUUGAUGGUUUUGGAAUAACUGGUGGGCUAUAGAAACUGAAGAAGCUAUCAAAUUGAAUAUUGCAUACCAUUAACCGAAACUUUCCACCAAGAAUGUUGGGGGCAAUGCUGCCAAGUUCUGGGGGCCUAGAUAUGAGAAUCUUGAGUUGUGCAUUAAGUGUUCUUAGUCUGAUCUUUGUUGGAAGAAAAGCUUUGCUCCUUGAUCUUUGAUGGAGGAAAUGACUGAUUGAUCGAGCAUAUGCUAUACUGAAAGUGGCUCCCUUCUAAAUACCAUUCAGAUUAGUAUUAUUAUUUUUGCCAUGUCCAAAAUUUUGACUUUUAGCAAGUGCAUUACAUAUUUUACUAGCUUGUGUGAGAAAAUUUAAUACACAGUAAGUGCAUUAUCCCUUU
Molecule: messenger RNA, 1638 nt
Organism: Abrus precatorius (Indian licorice)
Lineage: Eukaryota; Viridiplantae; Streptophyta; Magnoliopsida; Fabales; Fabaceae
Product: protein trichome birefringence-like 12
Exons: 4
Coding region: 70-1281 (403 amino acids)
Cellular component (GO): Golgi apparatus
Molecular function (GO): O-acetyltransferase activity
Source: RefSeq, a predicted model, not a curated record